UUUAGCGGUUUUCUGCAGCAGUGACAAGAUAAGAGCUGCGAAAGAGGUGCUCCUCCGACUGGUCGCCGAAGAUGGCGAUGGAAAGGCUCGCCGUGAUCAAAGAUACUCACAGUAAAAUGAUCACAGCGCUUUCAUAUAAUCCGAUGAAACAUGAAAUUCUUUUAGGAUUUGAAGAUGGAGUGAUCAAAGUAUGGGACUAUUCCACUGGUGAGCCUGGGAAAAUUAUUCGCUCAGUUCGUGAACAUGAAGGCUGGGUUACAAGCUUUGUAUUCUGGGUAGAUGCAAAACUUCUCUUUUCAGCAGCUAUUGAUGGCACCAUUAUUGUGUGGGGCUCUGGCGGGGCUGUACAUGAUAAGAUUCCAAUUGGAUCUUCAGUAUAUUGUAUGGCAUGGAAUGCAAGGAGGAACCAAAUAGUUGCAGCUGUGGAUUCAGCAGUUCAAGUUUUCAACAUUAGAGAUCCAGGCAGAGAAAUUGGGCAUGUAAUAGACACAAAGGCCUAUGUCUGCAAGGAGCAUUCAGAUAUUGUGAAAUGUGUAGUUUGUCAUGAAUCAAGAGUUUUCAGUGGAGGGUAUGACCAGAAGUUAGUGGUUUACGAUUCCACUUUUUCAUAUAAAGGAAACUACAGUUUAUCAGUUGUAACAAAGAUAAACAAAGCACAUGAUGCAGGAAUAAUCUGUAUGUGCCUGGCACGAAACUCAGACAACACAUGGGUGUUAAGUGGUGCUUUUGAUAAGGUUGUUAAAGUUUGGUCUCAAGAUGGACAGGUCAUGCAUAAAUUUGAUGGACUCAGUGCUGCAGUAACUGGAGUCUGCUAUGUUAGACCCAUCAAGACCAUUUGGGUGGCAGCUGGCACUGCUGAAGCUACUAUGUAUGAUCCAAAAUCUGGAGAAAAUGUGUCAGAUUUUAUAGGAACAUUUCAAGAUGAAGAAAGUAGCGGUUUUCCUCUGGUGUUGUUUCACAAUGUCUCUGACCUAGGACACGUAAUAGGAACAAACAGUAGGCGACAUCUGAUUGUGUGGAAAUACAAUUCAUCCGGAUGUUUGACAACACUGAAAAACAAGUGCGCAAUGGAGUCUCUUACUUACACUCGGAAAGUCCCCCUUUUGAUCUUCAGUGGAGGUAGUAAUGGUCACGUGUGCAAAUGGGAACGACUUCAGUCAAACAACUUCAUGUACAGCAAAGAGGUAUUGUUACAGAGUGAAGCCAAAUCUCGCCUGGCAGCUCAGAUCGCCGCCAAGUUCGAUUGGUGCAGUCCAAACAGGGGUGUAAGUGGCAAGAACAGGCCGAGACCUUCCUUCCUAAAUACUAUUAAUCAGAUGUCGCCUGCUUCUGAACACACCAGCAACAUUUCCCUGUUAAGCUCCGUCUUUGUGGAGAACCUUGAUUUACUGGUGGUGGCAUCAGAAGACAAUAAUAUUUAUGUGUGGGGCUUUGACGAGGAUGCUGUGAAAGUUUUGGAAAACAUGAGACCAGCAGAUGAAAAUCUAAUUUACAAAUACGCAAUUCUGCUCGGUGAAAAGGCCUUCCAGCCUAUCAAGAAAGAUAUAGAGGGCUCUACGGAACACGAUUCAGUAACCAAUAGGGUGGCAGGAUUCAUCUGUAAACACGUGUUCACAGAACACUCCAGUUGUGUCACUGGUCUGGCUGUUGUAGGGAGAGAGGCUGGUUACAAUACAACAUACUUGCUCAGUGCUGGCUGGGAUCGACGGAUCUUCUUGUGGGACCUGGAAGCUUCUUGUUUUCACGACACAUUCCGCAACACUGAUCCCAACGCCCUUGAGAGCGAUGAGCUGGCCUCAGAUGGUAUCAUUAUGGACCUAACGUACAGCGCUGAAAGAAAUGAGUUCGCGUAUGCUUCGUCUGACAAGUUGGUGUACAUCAGACAGUUCUCUGAUCGCGGCUCAGAGAUGACUUUGUCAGCGGUGUUACAAGGCCACGAGGCUGAAGUUACACAGGUUCGCUGGAAUGCUGUGCUUAAUAAAUGGAUCACGGGCUCAGAAGAUGGAACUAUUCGUAUCUGGAGAGGAGAUGGAAUGGCGUGCGACGUGGUACUGAGUGCCCAAGGAGCCGUUUCAGCUCUGUGUAUUGAUCAAGUGAACGGCUGUAUUGUGGCUGGAGUUCAAGAAAUCAUUAGGGUUUAUGAUCCAGACACGCGCAAGAUUGUGCAGAAGAAUCUUGGACAUAGCGAUUCUGUGCGAUGUAUUAUUCAUAUUCCCGAGAGGAGUCAGUAUGUUUCCGCUUCUUGGGACAAAACUGUAAGGAUAUGGAACGCAUACAAGAAAACUCGAAAAAAGCCUACAAAAGAGAUGACAGACUUUCCAGACUCAAGCAGUAGUAGUUUUUAGUGAAGAACAAUACGGGUAAGCCUCGUUUGAGUUCACAUCGACUAGACAGUCCAUUAUCUCUUUAAUAUAAAUUGUUUCUUUCAUCCAAUGUGUGCGCUUGCACUCAUGGCGUUAGCUGCAUACAUAGUGUCACGCUGUCAGAGUGUCACGCAAUCCUUCUUUGAUCUGACGAUUUUAUGUAUUACAAAAGACUGUUGAUGAACGUGUAACGUCGUAAGAGUGGGAUGAGAGAUAAUUUUAAAAAAAUUUCCAAAUAUUUCCAUGUAUAAAAAAUGAUGUAUAUGUAUAUUUUAUCGUAAAAUUUAUUUAAAUGCGGUAUUUAUGGCCUAACAUUUCUGUAUGUCAUAGAAUAAAGACAUUGAAUAUAUUACUCAAC
Stylophora pistillata is the source of this 2721-nucleotide messenger RNA. RefSeq lists its product as uncharacterized. Lineage: Eukaryota; Metazoa; Cnidaria; Anthozoa; Scleractinia; Pocilloporidae. Gene Ontology annotation, molecular function: protein binding. The record is from RefSeq and is a predicted model, not a curated record.